AUGAGAGCAAUUUCACUGCUUCUAGUUGCGCAGGCCGCAAUCAGUGCCGCAAAAACCCAAGCCUCAGACGCAACCGACGUGGGACUUCAUGUGAUCUGGUCAUACCCUGGUCCCAACGUCCCCCAAGAAUUGACAGAUGCUGUCAAAGCCGGCAAAGUUGGGGGUGUGAUAUUCUACGACGAAAACAUCAAAAACGCCCAAGACUUUCCUGGCCAAGUCAAAGCCCUCCAAGAAGCUUAUCAGGAAUCAUCCGCAUAUCAAGGCUUCCCACUUCUCAUGGUAACCGAUCAAGAAGGAGGCACAGUCAAUCGCUUUCCCGGAGGACCCGACUCAGCCAAAACCGUCGGACAGGCCAGCGAUCCUGCUGCAGCGGGCACGAAAGCAGGCGCUACCGUCGCCAGGAUAUUCGCAGCAAACAACAUCAAUGGUGAUCUGGCUCCUGUGCUAGAUGUUAGCCGUAAGGCCGGAGACUUCACGGAUCGAGAGCAGCGUUCAUUCGGAUCGAAUCCCGGCCUCGUCGCAAAGGCAGCAGGACCUUGGAUCGCAGCUCUUCAAUCAGCGGGAUAUCCUGCGACAGCGAAGCAUUUCCCUGGACUAGGGACAGCAGCCGCAGAUGCGAAUACCGACUUGAAGCCUGUCACUCUUACCGUCUCCGCGGAAGAGCUGCGAAGAGUCGAUAUGAAGCCGUACGAGACUGCGAUUGCGAAUAAUGUCUCUAUGGUCAUGACUUCGUGGGCGAUAUAUCCGGCACUGGAUGACGAGAACCCGGCUGGAUUGAGUCGAACUAUCGUUCAGCAGGAAUUGCGUCUAAGACUUCGAUUCCAAGGCGUCACCAUCACUGAUGCAUUAGAGGCGGGAAGUCUCAAAGCAUUCGGAAACACUGGAGAGCUUGCAGUGAAAGCUACUCAAGCUGGUAUGGACAUCCUUUUAGCGAGCGUUCGUGAUGUGAAGCAAGGAAACGAGACAUACAGUGCUGUUCUCGACGCUUUGUCGAAAGGCGAAAUUGAUCGAGGAGAUUUCAGAGAAGCUACCGAGAGAAUUGUUCGAAUGCGAAGCUCGCUGAAGAAUUAA
This is a messenger RNA of Pseudocercospora fijiensis CIRAD86, 1071 nucleotides long. RefSeq names its product glycoside hydrolase family 3 protein. NCBI's taxonomy places the organism in Eukaryota, Fungi, Ascomycota, Dothideomycetes, Mycosphaerellales, Mycosphaerellaceae. The record is from RefSeq and is a predicted model, not a curated record. The coding region runs from base 1 to 1071 and encodes 356 amino acids. Gene Ontology annotation, biological process: carbohydrate metabolic process; peptidoglycan turnover. The transcript has a single exon. Gene Ontology annotation, molecular function: hydrolase activity, hydrolyzing O-glycosyl compounds.